This is a messenger RNA of Tarenaya hassleriana, 894 nucleotides long. RefSeq names its product 30S ribosomal protein S9, chloroplastic. Gene Ontology annotation, biological process: translation. The transcript has 2 exons. Bases 68 to 697 code for a protein of 209 amino acids. Gene Ontology annotation, cellular component: mitochondrial small ribosomal subunit; ribosome; plastid small ribosomal subunit. The record is from RefSeq and is a predicted model, not a curated record. Gene Ontology annotation, molecular function: structural constituent of ribosome; RNA binding. NCBI's taxonomy places the organism in Eukaryota, Viridiplantae, Streptophyta, Magnoliopsida, Brassicales, Cleomaceae.
CCCCCGUUAUCUUCUUGCUUCGGCGACUCUUCUUCACAGCUCCUGAUUUGCUUCGAGCUCCAUAACAAUGGCGUUAUCGAUCUCUAAUCUCACUUCAUCUCUCUCUUCUCUCUCGUUCUCCUCGAACGUUUCUCAGAUACCGAACUGCCUAUCUUUCUCCCGACAGAAUUCGGUGUCCCUUUCUCCGGCGACGUCCCGCCGCCGCGCUACGCUCACGAUCACCGCCACGGUGGCUACUUCUCCGGCGGAGGCAGAGACGGAGAACUUGAAGAAGUACGUAAAAUCGAGGCUUCCCGGCGGAUUCGCCGCUCAGAAGGUCAUCGGAACUGGUCGGCGUAAGUGCGCCAUUGCUCGUGUUGUGCUUCAGGAGGGUACCGGAAAGGUCAUCAUCAACUACCGUGACGCUAAGGAGUAUCUCCAGGGAAAUCCGCUGUGGCUUCAGUACGUAAGAGUGCCGCUAGUGACAUUAGGGUAUGAGAACAGCUACGACGUGUUUGUAAAAGCACAUGGAGGAGGACUCUCGGGUCAAGCUCAGGCAAUCUCCCUCGGGGUUGCACGUGCGUUGCUGAAAGUGAGCCUUGACCACAGGUCGCCUCUUAAGAAAGAAGGCCUUCUUACCCGAGACUCAAGAGUCGUCGAAAGAAAGAAGGUCGGUCUCAAGAAGGCGCGUAAGGCUCCUCAGUACUCGAAACGUUGAGCUCUCGGUACGAUCUUUCGGAAUGCCUUUGUUAGUUUUCAUUCUUUCCUUUGUGAUGCAAGUGUACGUCUUUUCAUGUAAAACCACCCCCGUUUAUGUUUCGUUUGGAUAGAGUCGGAGACCUAAGCAUGUGAAUUGUAUCCACUCGUCGAUUUUUAAUGUAUCCGAAAUUAUGGCGAAGAAUUGCUUAGCUAUUC